This is a messenger RNA of Phytophthora sojae, 576 nucleotides long. RefSeq lists its product as hypothetical. The coding region runs from base 1 to 576 and encodes 191 amino acids. The transcript has a single exon. The record is from RefSeq and is a predicted model, not a curated record. Gene Ontology annotation, biological process: carbohydrate transport. Gene Ontology annotation, cellular component: membrane. Gene Ontology annotation, molecular function: sugar transmembrane transporter activity. NCBI's taxonomy places the organism in Eukaryota, Oomycota, Peronosporomycetes, Peronosporales, Peronosporaceae.
AUGACUGGCACCACGGAGCUCGUGAUAAAGACGAUGGCUGGGUGCACGGGCAUGAUCAUGAUCCUCAGCCCCUCCAUCCUCAUCUACCGAGUCUUCAAGACGAAGGACGUCGGCGUGGCGUCCGUGAUCCCGCUCGUCACGCUCUUUUCCAAUUGCCACGUUUGGUGGCUCUAUGGAUAUAUGAUCGAGAACUGGUUCCCCAUUUUCUGGAUCUACCUCGUCGGAGACUUCGUCGCGCUGGUCUUCCUCUCAGUGUACUGGAAGUACACCAAGCAGCGCCGCUACGUGAACCGAGUGCUGACGAUAAUGGCGGCCAUCCAGGCAGUCGUCACCAUCUACGCGAUUAUCGGCGGCUUCGGCUACACGAACCAGUCGAGAGACAGCAUGAGCACCGUCCUGGGGCUUGUCGCCGACGUGACCGCUAUUUGCAUGUACGCCGCUCCAAUGGAGAAGUUGCUGCAAGUGCUCAAGUACAGGUCGGCGGCUUUUAUCAACGCACACAUGGUGAUCGCCGGACUCACGAACAACUGCCUCUGGUUCACGUACGGCAUUAUGACGGAUAAUAGAGAUCUUUAG